AUGGCUACUACAGAUGUGCUGGGCACAGACCCGUCCGAGGGUUUGCGCAAUCGCAAGCAGCAGCAGUCACUGGCUGGCAGCGAUUCGCCGCGUUCUGACGCAACCGAGCGUGCUGCUCCAUCCCUCGAUCAAGCACCGUCUCGUGAUGCAAAGAGCGGCGAUACUUUGGAUCAGCACGUCAAGGUGCUCGGAAGGACUCCCGAUGGUACCGUCUUCACCGUGCCGCAUACGCCGGACAUGCUCUCGUCCAUCUUUGAUCCACGACAGCCCAAGACGCCGCUCGACAUUGUCACCGUCGUUUCCCUCUCCUUCCAGAUCCUCUUCUACUUCGCUCUCUCCCGCCGAGCCGCCCAGAUCUUCUUCUUUCUCUACUUCGCCUUCUGGCGUGCCUCCUACAACGCCGGUCUCGGUUGGAUCCUCAAGCAGCAGAGUGAAAAGGGUUGGAUCAUCCGUCAAGUCAAGCAGCAUGGUUGGAUGGAUGCUCAGCGUCGACCCCGCGUCCACAACUGGGUCAAGCAGCAGCUCGUCACCAAGAUGGACAAGGACUAUGUCUUCGACGCCAUGCCGCUCGACUACAAUGUCUGGCUCAUGUUCCGCAGCAUCGUCGAUGUGAUCUUGCUCAACGACUUCGUCGCCUACUCGCUCUUUGCAUUCUCAUGCACCCGGCUGCCCGAGGGUCACUCGGUCGCCAUGCAUGUCUUGCGCUGGAUCGCAGGUUGGACCCUUAUCUUUUUCAAUCUCUGGGUCAAGAUUGAUGCUCACCGCGUCGUCAAGGACUACGCAUGGUAUUGGGGCGAUUGCUUCUUCCUCUGCUUGCAGAGCCUCGUCUUUGACGGUGUUUACGAGAUCGCGCCUGAUCCCAUGUAUUCGAUCGGAUAUGCGGGCUACUACGGUCUCUCGCUCGUCAGCGGCAGCUAUGCCGUGCUGUUCGUCUCGCUGGCUGCCCACUUUGCGCAAUUCCUCUUCAUGUCCUUUUUCGAGGGUCCACACAUUGAGCGAACCUAUGGCGAACGCAAACCCAUUGCUGCGCGUGUGCCUCUUCGUCAGGCGCCCUUCAACGCUGCGUCGCGUAAAGCAGCUCACGCCAACGAUGCUGCGCACAACGGCCUGCCAGAUAACAAGGUGGAUAGUGCCGCAUCUGUGGCAAACCCUGUUCAAUCCUCGCGAUCGGCUGCCAACGACGCCGACUUUGAAGGUCCCACUCCGAGCCAGACCGAAGGCUCCACCGCGCUCGACACCGACGACGACACAUCGGACGACGGCCACAGUCGAACGUUCAAACGCACCGCGCUCCGCUCCUCCUCUUCCUCCAACGACGCCAUCCAACAGCACCUCUCCGGAAUCGACGCUUCGUCUCAGAUCCAGCGUCCUGUCACCACGCUGCAUGACCUGCACCAUCGCAUCUUCCGCAAAGAUACGGUUGUUUUCCGCAAUCUCGACCUCAUGCGAGCCCACGACUUCCUCUUACUCGUCGGCUCCCUCUACGCUCUCUUUCCGCUCAUCCUCCCAUCGCUGGGCCCGCGGGCCAGGCUCACGCUGCUCUUCAUCAACGCGCUCGCCUGGCGCACCUUCCACUCGUUCGGCCUCGGCAUUGCGCUCUCCCGCCAGUCCGAGUCCAAGUGGAUAGUGCGUCACUUCCUCAAACACUACCACUACGCCCAACCCCAGGACGCGGUGUUCGAAGCAUUUGGCCACUGGAAGGUGGUUUACAACACAUCGCUGGUGAUGACAUAUAUCUCGUUCGGUGCGCUCGCGUGGAACUGCUACACGCCCAUUGGCCACCCGGACUGGACAGUCGGGCCUGAGCUGCUGCGUCACACGCUCGGCUUCCUGCUGGUUGCACUGCACUGCUGGACCGCCAAUUCGUCGUAUGAAGUUCUUGGUCCGUUCGGCUGGCUGUACGGCGACUUUUUCGUAGACGAAUACCCACACCAACUGUACUAUACGGGCAUCUACCGCUUCCUCAACAAUCCGGAGCGCAGUAUGGGCGGUGCCGCUUUCUUUGGACUGGCACUGAUCGCGGGAUCGAAGCUGACUCUGCUCAUGGCUAUCGUGUCGUACGUUGCGCAUUGGGGUUUCCUGUCGUUUGUUGAAGGGCCUCAUAUGCGCAAGCUGUACGGCGAAGCUGCACUGCGUAAGGAUUCCGGGCUGACGAAACAGCUCAAAUCGCAGUGGGUCGCUGCCAAGGAUUCCGAUCUGUUCCGGCUGGCGCAGGAGCAUCCGACCGUCAAGAAUGUACAGGGUACGAUCGAGAAAGUGCAGCGCGAUGCGGCCGAGGCGUUUGAAGAGUUCUUCAGGCAGUCCAGGCCGCGCUUCGAAGGAAUGUUGGAGGAGACCAAAGUGCUGCUGCAGCAGAGCAAAGAUCGCUUGUUGAUCGUGCGCGUCGAGGAUGACCAGAAGUUGAGGUCCGAAGGCGUGGACAAGUCGAUGUACCGCUUGACUGUUCGUCCGCCCGCCGCUGGUGCGAGUGCAAGGUUCCACCUGGGCCAGCCGAUCGCGGUCGAAUGGCGAGCUGCGCCCAACCACUCGCGUCGCGACUGGAUCGGUCUCUACCUACUCUCGCGUUUCGGCGGCAAGCAGGGUGCGGACGAAGCGUCCCUCGUUACAAAGAUCUCGAGUCAGGGCAAAUGGCUCGGCGUAGCAGAAGAAGAGUGGGUUGGCGAUGUGCACCACGCUUCUUCUUUCCCAAACACCACCACCUCGUCCUCCGCUGUCAGCGGCGUUUCGGUGUUCCGCGAUUCCAAGUUGCCCUGGGUCCCCGGCACGUACGAAUUCCGAUACCACCACGACGGGAAACACAACGUACUCGCGCGCUCCAGCCCCAUCGACAUUUACGUCGACACGCUCCCACCCGCCGGCUUGUCGGAAGCCGACCUAGUCGCAAAAACAACAUCGAUCAUCCGCAACAUUGUCCACUACUCUGUCCCGUCAACCAAACCUCUGCGGCUGUCCAUCUCGCAGCCGCAGCCUCCGUCGCCCCUCCCACUGUCCACGUCCUCUGCCAUCCCGGAAUCCGCGAUCGACGACACCCCUACAUCCCCACUCGUACGCAACCCGGAUGGCGACGACGGCGACGCAGAUGACUUUACCAUCUGGGACCGCGCGCAGGCCGCGCGCAUCUCCACAGGCAUCAAGUGGGCCUUCGGGCUCGAACUCAGCCCGGAAGUCAUCGUCGCUGAGGCCAACGUGACCAAACUCGCCAUGGAUGUCGUCCAGGGCCGCAGAGUGCUCGAACCUGCAUUUGCGCCUCUGAUGAGCUAA
Molecule: messenger RNA, 3261 nt
Organism: Sporisorium graminicola
Lineage: Eukaryota; Fungi; Basidiomycota; Ustilaginomycetes; Ustilaginales; Ustilaginaceae
Exons: 2
Coding region: 1-3261 (1086 amino acids)
Biological process (GO): phosphatidylcholine biosynthetic process
Molecular function (GO): phosphatidylethanolamine N-methyltransferase activity
Source: RefSeq, a predicted model, not a curated record